AGCACCGUGUUUCACCGGACAGCUCCCCGUUUCUAAAGGAUUCAGACACUUUUUUUAAAAAAAUGGGAGCACCGUUUUAACAUUCGGGGGAACUCGCACCUUGAUUUUCUUAACUUUGAUGGGGACUUGGACAACGAGGAGGGAAAAUGCCUGUGAUGAAGGGAUUAUUGGCGCCGCAGAACACGUUUCUGGACACUAUAGCCACGCGCUUUGACGGCACUCACAGCAACUUCAUCCUGGCCAACGCGCAGGUGUCCCAGGGCUUCCCCAUUGUCUACUGCUCGGAUGGCUUCUGCGAGCUCACAGGCUUCUCCCGCGCCGAAGUCAUGCAGAAGAGCUGCGCCUGCAAGUUCCUGUACGGGCCGGAGAGCAGCGAGACCGUCGUCCUCAGCAUCGACAACGCGCUGGAGGAGCGCAAGGAGUUCAAGGACAAGAUCACCUUCUACGGCAAGACAGCGGUGCUGUUCAGGUGCCUGCUGGACAUCGUGCCCAUCAAGAACGAGAAGGGAGACGUGGUCCUCUUCCUGGCCUCCUUCAAGGACAUCACCGACACAAAGGCCUCCAAAGCACCGCCAGACGGGAAGAGAGAAAAGCGCCACCGCGGCAGGGUGAAGACAGGCUCUCCGUUCAGCUCCACGAGGCUCCGGAGCAGCGCGGUCCUCUACCACAUCUCUGGCCACCUGCACAGCAGGGACAAGAAGAGCAAGAUUAAAAUAAACAAGAACGUGUUCGGGGACCCCCCUGCGCUGCCCGAGUACAAGGUCGCCGACGCCAAGAAAUCCAAAUUCAUCCUCCUGCACUUCAGCACCUUCAAGGCGGGCUGGGACUGGCUGAUCCUGCUGGCCACCUUCUACGUGGCCGUGACGGUGCCCUACAACGUGUGUUUUAUCGGCGACGUGGACCAGACCCGGAGCACCACCGUCACUGACAUCUCCGUGGAGAUACUGUUCAUCAUCGACAUUGUCUGUAGUUUCCGCACCACCUACGUCAGCAAGUCGGGUCAGGUGAUCUUUGAAGCGCGUCUGAUCUGCAUCCACUACAUGACCACCUGGUUCAUCAUUGACCUGGUGGCCGCGCUGCCCUUUGACCUGCUCUACGCCUUCAACGUCAGCGUGGUGUCCGUGGUGCACCUGCUGAAGACGGUGCGUCUGCUGCGGCUGCUGCGGCUGCUGCAGAAGAUGGACCGCUACUCGCAGAACAGCACGGUGGUGCUGACCCUGCUCAUGUCCAUGUUCGCCCUGGUGGCCCACUGGAUGGCCUGCAUCUGGUUCGUCAUCGGCAAGAAGGAGCUGGACGGCAACCCCUCGUCAUGGGACAUCGGCUGGCUCCACGAGCUGGGUCGCCGCCUGGAGUCGCCCUACCUGUUCGAGGGCAGCGUGAACGUGACGGUGGGCGGGCCGGCGCUGCGCAGCAUCUACGUGGCGUCGCUGUACUUCACCCUGAGCAGCCUGACCAGCGUGGGCUUCGGCAACGUGUCGGCCAACACCGACGCCGAGAAGAUCUUCUCCAUCUGCACCAUGCUCAUCGGAGCUCUGAUGCACGCCCUGGUGUUCGGUAACGUGACGGCCAUCAUCCAGCGCAUGUACUCCCGCUGGUCCCAGUACCACACGCGCACCAAGGACCUGAAGGACUUCAUCCGCGUGCACCACCUGCCCCAGGGCCUGAAGCAGCGCAUGCUGGAGUACUUCCAGACCACCUGGUCGGUCAACAACGGCAUUGACUCCAACGAGCUGCUGAAGGACUUCCCUGACGAGCUGCGCUCCGACAUCACCAUGCACCUGAACAAGGAGAUCCUGGAGCUGACCCUGUUCUCGGGGGCCAGCCGCGGCUGCCUGCGCUCCCUGUCCCGCCACAUCAAGACCUCCUUCUGCGCCCCCGGGGAGUACCUCCUCCGGCAGGGCGACGCGCUCCAGGCCAUCUUCUUCGUGUGCUCGGGCUCCAUGGAGGUUCUGAAGGACGGCAUGGUGCUGGCCAUACUGGGUAAAGGGGACCUGAUCGGGGCGACCCUCUCCGUGAAGGAGCGGGUGAUCAAGACCAACGCCGACGUGAAGGCGCUGACCUACUGCGACAUGCAGUGCAUCAACCUGAAGGGGCUGUACGAGGUGCUGGACCUCUACCCCGAGUACUCCCACCAGUUCGUCCAGGACAUCCAGCAGGACCUCACCUACAACCUCAGGGAGGGCCACGAGACCUGCGUCAAGUCCAGGAUGUCAAUGACAACUUUAGACACCGAGGCGAGCGUGAAGGGCAACGGUCGCCUGGUCCACGGCUACCCCUCCAUCAUCGAGAAGAAGAAAGGCCCGGAGGAGGAGGGGGGGGGCGAGGAGGAGGUGGAGGAGGAGCAGGACAACAACCAUGAAGAGGAGGGAGACGAAGAUGACGAUGGCGAAGAAGAGGCGGGGAGUCCCUCGCCCGCGCUGGAGUGGGACCAGGUGGUGUACCUGAGGGACGGCGACAAGGGCCCGGGCCCCGGCGGGAAGGGCCCCGGGGGGCCCCGGAGGAAGAGGAGGAGUCAGCGGGGGGCCCUGGUCACCCUGGACCCGUUGAACCUCAGCCCCAGGGUCGUGGACGGUACGGAGGACAUCGAGGGUCAGGAGGGCUCCCCGGCCUUCUCCUACCCCCCCGGCCUGGCCUGCCCCGGGGCUCCGGCCUCCGCCACAGGUGCAAGACACAUGUCCUCCCUCAUCCACAAGAGACGCAGUGAUGUCGUUCCAGACAUGCUGCAGGUCAGCACCGCAGAGCUCGCAGCCAAGGCAGAGGAGACCAGAGGCCAGCUACGACACCUCGACCAGGAGGUGAGCUGCGGGUGUGCCAGCCUCUCUCAGUAUGGUUGUGCAGGUUGA
This is a messenger RNA of Gadus morhua (Atlantic cod), 2843 nucleotides long. RefSeq names its product potassium voltage-gated channel, subfamily H (eag-related), member 8 (gene kcnh8). The transcript is spliced from 18 exons. Gene Ontology annotation, biological process: regulation of membrane potential; potassium ion transmembrane transport. Bases 147 to 2843 code for a protein of 898 amino acids. Lineage: Eukaryota; Metazoa; Chordata; Actinopteri; Gadiformes; Gadidae. Gene Ontology annotation, molecular function: voltage-gated potassium channel activity. Gene Ontology annotation, cellular component: plasma membrane. The record is from RefSeq and is a predicted model, not a curated record.